AUCAGUUGGUCCGCAAGCUCGGUGUCGAGCGCAAACAGGCAUUUUAAUCUAACACAAAUUUCACAGUUGAACUAAAAUUGUUGUCAAUAAGAUCUGUCUUUGUCGAUUUGAGUCAGUGUUGCGACAUGGUUUCAAGAUGCUUUCGAUUAAACCACACCUUGACACAAUACCUGAUCAUUUUUGGGAGCCUGGUAUUAUUUUUUAGUUUCUAUUAUUUUGAUGGGCCGCACCACCAACAGAUGAAAUCAGCAGUGGUAAAUGCCAUUGAUGACUGGAUCAAACAUGAGCACAAUGAUACGUACGAAAAAAGUACCACGCAAUCUAGUCCUACUACAACAGCAGGAGAUUCAGAAUCUGCAUCAUCGUUUCAUUCAACUUGCAGUGCGUCCGCUGAUCGCAGAGGUCCACAUCAAAAUGUCAUCGGCUAUUCCAUGUACGGCAGCAAUUUCUCCGAGCCAAAAUUUUACAACUUGUACUUGAAGUCCUUUACUGAAACUCUCAAGUCUAUUCCGAUCAUGUAUCCAGGAUGGGUGGUGAGGAUUUAUCUCGAGCUGAGGAGCGACGACGUGGAAAGUUGGAAAGUGUUUAACAAAGUCCUCGAUUUGGGAACUAACAGCAGCCGUGACCACAUUGAUCUCUGCAACGCAACUCAAGUCAUCAUGAAUCGAAAAUUGGGAGAUAUUUUCGAGAUGACUUGGCGUUGGUUACCUUUGCUGGAUGACAUGGUGGACACUUUGAUGUCGAGGGACUCGGACAGUGUGAUAAUUACUCGUGAACAAGACGCCGUGGCUGAGUGGCUGGCCAGCAACAAAACCUUUCACUUAAUGAGAGACAACCCACAUCACUGUUCAUUUUUUCUUGGAGGUUGUUGGGGAGUCAAAAUCAGCCAGCAACGCGCUGCAAUCGUUGCCACAGCCGAGAAGAUGUUUGGCGAAAAUCACUCGCACAAAAAAGGAUACGACCAACAGUUGCUGAAUGGAUUCUAUAAAUCGAUGGCUGUCAAUAGCAUGGUUGCCCAUGACAGUUACUGCUGUGAAAAGUUCAAGGGCUCACAGCCAUAUCCAACCCCGAGACAAAAUGGUGCGUUCAUCGGGGCGGCUCAGCACAACCCACCGAUUCAGCCAGUCCUAAAAGUUCCAUGUCCUGAGAGUUGUCGACCGCACAACUUGACCGGUCCAUUGGCACUGGCUGAUUGGAGUUUCUGCUGAAAAUUGUUUGUAUCAUCCAUUUUAAAAUCUGGAAUGCUGUCACGGUGAUGGUUAAUCUGACAAAAUUGCAGCUGCGAUAGAAUUUAAAUAUUCGUGCACCUUUUCUCAUAUUUAGGCUACAUAAACUAUUCUGUGUCUGACAGUUGAAUAACUAAAGAUGAUGUAAUGGCAAAUAUUACUCAUUCAAAUAAACAAAACAAAAGGUGAAA
Messenger RNA from Daphnia pulex (common water flea), 1417 nucleotides. RefSeq lists its product as uncharacterized. The transcript is spliced from 5 exons. NCBI's taxonomy places the organism in Eukaryota, Metazoa, Arthropoda, Branchiopoda, Diplostraca, Daphniidae. The record is from RefSeq and is a predicted model, not a curated record. Bases 126 to 1208 code for a protein of 360 amino acids.